This is a messenger RNA of Neurospora tetraspora, 1061 nucleotides long. RefSeq lists its product as uncharacterized. Bases 218 to 940 code for a protein of 240 amino acids. Lineage: Eukaryota; Fungi; Ascomycota; Sordariomycetes; Sordariales; Sordariaceae. The transcript is spliced from 2 exons. The record is from RefSeq and is a predicted model, not a curated record.
CAAUUAUCUCCAACUCUUCUUAAGUUUGGAAAGUGACGACACAGCUCAGCAAACUGUUCGAUCAUCGCGUUGUGUCCGACCGCGUCAUACAACAUGAUGCCAACCCAUCAUACUUAUCAACCUGGCGCGCCUGGAGGGCCAGCCAACAUCUUCCGUCAAGCCUCUCCACCGGCUACAUCAACUCCGGCAUCUGGUCCCUCAAUGCUCAGGGCGUCUCAUGGCCAAGCUGCUUACCAACCGCAACACUUCUUCAACGGUGGUGGCAACAACUACUCCCAACAACCGCAAAGUCGUCUACAGACCACCACCCCCGGCACCGAAUGUCUUGACGAACGCCCAUCCGCCAUGGACGGCUGAUCCACAACAAGCAUCCGCCCAGUUGGGACCGUAUCCGGGAAAUUUCCCAGUCGCUGCCGCUGCAGGAAUGUCCUGGCAAGGUGCGGGCGGAGCGGCCCCCAUGGUGCAUGGGAUGUGGCCCACGGCUCCCGGCAUCCUCACGGCCACCCAGCGCCCAGGCCCGGUACCUCAGCAAACCGGGAGGAGCAGGUGUCAAGAGUGGACUCCGAUCGAGGUACAGUGGCUCUUGACCCUCAAAGGGCAAAAGAUGACCCACCCCAAGAUUGCUGAAUUUCUUUCGGACAUGUUCAACGUCGAAAGAACCCAUCACAUGGUGACCAAGAAGCUGGCGGCGCUGAGGAAAGAAGCCGUCAAGGCCAACGUGUACGAACAGUCCAUCAACAACGUCUUGCCUCGGUCCAUCGACAUCCUUUUCGAGGAACUGACCGCCGAGAUGGGCGUUCCCUUCGUCCCUAGCAAGGAACGCAGGGAAAACCUCUUGCGGUACUUGAAAACCUUUUUCUCCGGCGUCAUUCUUGACAGCCAGAAAGCCGCGGCGGGCGCGGGCGCGAUGGGAUCUCACCAUGAACAAGCCCAAUUCUGACGAGUCUACCGUAGGAACAUUGGAUGGCAUGAGGGUGAUGCCCGAGACUACCUAUCGGCGUAUAGGACCUCGGAUGGUAUUUGGAGCGACGGAGUUAUAUGGGCUAGAUGAAACGCGCUAU